Rubroshorea leprosula is the source of this 517-nucleotide messenger RNA. The record is from the annotation of a GenBank genome assembly. Lineage: Eukaryota; Viridiplantae; Streptophyta; Magnoliopsida; Malvales; Dipterocarpaceae.
UAUUAUCAAAAAUCCAAAACCCAUGAAUUUUUUUUUUUUUUUAAUUUUGUUUCUCUUUUUCUUCUUCUUCUCACCAUCAACAACAAUACUUCUCCCUAUCCAGCUUGAACAUAUAGAUUUGGGUAAAUAUUUUGAUAUUUUGAAUGAAAGCCCAUCCAACCUGAGUGAGUUAAUCAAAUUGGAGCAGAGCAAAGGGACCUCGCUCGGUGAUUGCAAAGAAAUCAUGAAGGUGGCAUUCCAUUGAUAGGAUUCAUAGGGUUUUUUUGUCAAGCUCAUCUCCACCCCCAUCAACAACAUCAUUGUUGGAUCUGGUUAUAUGCUAGGAUAGUUGCUUGAAGGACUAAUUAGAGCCAUGCUACCAUGCUAAAUCUCUCUAACUUCAUCAUUUUUUGUUUAGAUCUUUGACUCCGUGAUUUUUGCUUCAAUUGUUGAUCUAGGUUUUUGUUGUUUUCUUGAUUUGGGAUGUCUAUAAGUGUGUUCACUAUUCAAUAUCUCCUAAUAAUUGAAUUAUGUUUUU